AUGGAGGACCUUCAGCUCAACUCACGGCGGAAGAAACGGGAACACAAAGUCAAGAUGGACAUUAUGCGCGCAGUGAAACACCCCGAGGCGGACGGACUCACGGACGCCGACCUGGAACUGGAAGGGAAGAGAAAGAGUCUGCUGGCCUCGAUCUCAGAGACUGUACAAACUAUCCUGGAGAAGCACCCGAACGGUCUGCUCUGCUCCAAACUGCCCUCAGAGUACCAGCUGAGGACGGGCAGCGACCUGGCGCUGUCGGAGCUCGGCUUCCACAGCGUGCUGGACCUGGUGUCCCUCCUCCCGCUGCGCAUCAUCAAGUCGAACGCGUUCGGCGACUGGCUGCUGUUCACGCUGCGGCAGCCGCUGCCGGACUUUGUCAACGACCAGACGCAGGCUGACGGACGGUGGGCUCAGAUACGGGGCCAGCUGAACAUACACUGCUUGAUAGCCGAGGUGGAGGAUGGCAGUCGGCUCCAGGAAGCCAAGGAGAGGAUCCGCGACAUCCUGCUCUCCUUCCCCGACGGACUGCGCAUGUCCAGUCUCGAGGAUCACUAUCAGAUGAACUGCAACGAGCGUCUGCCGUACGGCGCCCUCGGCUUCAACUCGCUGGAGACGUUCGUGCUGCAGCUGACGGAGGACGUGCUGAACCUGAAGAACACGGCCGACGGCCUGAAGCUGUAUCCCAUCAUGCCUCCCCAGUCGGAGACGGCGGUGUCGCGCGACCUGUACCCGGCGGACGCCGUCGGCCCCGGUCGCAGUUUCGAGCGCGUCAAGCUGCCCGACGUGCCCUCCGGCGAGUACAACCUGGAGAUCUUCGUGGCAGAGGUGUACCAUCCGCACAAGUUCUGGUUCCACCUGGUUGGCGAUCAGUAUGCGGACGCUCUGGAAAAACUCAUGGACGAAAUGGAGAUGACAUAUUGCACCACGCUGGGCUUCAAGUACCGCAUGCAGGAGGCCACCGUGCGCGUGGGCCAGGUGUGCGCGUGUCCGUACGGCGAGCAGGGCUACCACCGGGCCGUCAUCACUGGCGUACGGCCCGUGCCGGAGCCCGUCAAGGUGUUCUACGUGGACUACGGCUCUGUGGGCACUGUGUCUCGCGAGAUGCUGCGCUUCCUGCCGGAGCAGUACUUCAGUCUGCCGGCCCAGGCUCUGCUGGGUCGGCUGGCCAACAUCGAGCCGCCGGACGCCGAGGGCUGGUCGCGCGAGGCCUCCAAGACGUUCCUGUCUCUAGUCGACAACAAUCGCAUCCUAUACGCCAUGAUUCUGGAGAGGUCGCCGAGCUGCGUCAGUCUGUGUCUGUGCGACACUACCGGAGACACGGACCUCCACGUCAACGACCGGCUCGUCGAGCUCGACUACGCCGUCUUCCACAACGAGAGCGUCGACGUCGACGAAAAGGCGGUGGAGGAGCUCUCUCGGCCGGUGUCGGUGGCGCCCAGUCCCACCGCUGCACCGCCGCCGGCCGCGGCCGUCUCCGUAUCGGAGGCGGCGUCGGCGGCCGCGGCGCGCCUCUCGCUGAGUCCCGAGCCGGAGUCGGAGCCGGCUGGCGGCCGCAGCACGCCCAGCGACAUCGACCGGCUGCUGCUGGAGACGCUGGGCAGCCCGCCUGGUAACGCCGGCCCACCGCCGGCUCCAGUGCCGCUGUCGUCGCCCGGACAGCCGCCCGGCUUCGCUGCCGUGUCGCCGCUGCCGCCAGUCAGCACGACCGCCUUUGCGCAGAUGCUGACGCAGUCGGCACUGCUCAGCAACCUGCAGAUGAUGCAGCUCAACCUGAUGAAUCCGAUGAUGAACCCGGCGGCGUACGCCGCGCUGCUCAUGUCGCAGGCGUCCGGAGCCGGCGGCGGCGUGACGGCUGUCCCGACAUCGCCGACCGUCUCCGCCGUGUCGCCCGCGGCACUGACCACCGUCGCGCCGGCCGCCGUCUCUGCUGUGGCCCCGACCACGCCCGUGUCGGCGGCCGGCCGCGCCCCGGAGGCGGCGGCGGCGGCGGGCGUCCCCACCUCCCCGGAGGUACCGCCGGCCGCGCCGCCGCCGCUGGCCCCGUCCGUGGACGGCAGCGGCCGGAACGCCGGCGUGUGCAUCGCCGCGCCCACCCAGGCCGACAGCGCUCCAAGCCACCAGGAGCUGACUGAGGAGGAGAUUGACCAAAUGAACCGCGAGCUGGGGGAGCUUACCAUGCAGAGACGGUUCAUCAAACAGAUAGCGGUGCCGGUGGGUGUGGUGCACCUGAUCUGCCUGGACGGCGCCGGCUACCUGGUGUCGGCCGAGAUCUCGCACUUCCUCUGGACGCGCGACAUCCUGCACACGAUGCUGCUGAUGAAGCGCGUCACGCUGCCCAGCCGCUCUGUCGACGUCGAGUCCCACCAGGAGCUCUUCGCCGAACUCAUAAAGUACAAAGUGCCCGGUGUGAUGAACGGAGAAGAUCUGGUGGACCCGCUAACCCUCUACCCCAUCACCUGUGUGCCGCGUGUCUUCACCGUCUUCAAAAACAUGAAGAACGAACACGACGUCAAUGGCAUCAUAAACGACAUUAUCGCCGAGUUCGACCCUGCCGACCCGUACUGGAGCACGGCCGCCAACGAUGAGGACGACGAGGCGGAGCUGGCCGACCUGGGCUCGGAGACGGUCUACAGCGCGGCGCACUCUCAGCCGACGGCGCUGCAGAGCGAGCCGUGCCCGCCGCCGGCGUCCGAGGUGGGCGGCGCGGCGCUGCAGGGCGGCGGCGACUCGGCCGACCUGCUGCCAGAGAUGUGCGACAUCCUCACCCAGCUGCAGAACAAACGCCGGCGAAAGGUGGAGGCCACCACGAUGGGUCUGGAGGGCACCGACUUCUCGCCAGAGGACGUCAUCGGGGACGAGCUGCGCAAGAUGGACGCCCAGAUCGCCUCGUUCCAGCGGCGCAUUGACGCGCUCGUAGCGAGCCGCGCGGCGGCGGUCGUCGGCCGGCCCGGCUCACAGCAGGGCUCCGUCUGCCAGCCCGGCUCUCAGAACCACUCCACGUGCCGGCCGGCCUCGGCGCGCACCUCGCUCUCGAUGAACCCGGACGCACCCGAGUUCAUCCACCCCAGUCAGAAUAACUCGGCGUGUGCCAGCAAGGACAGCACAAUCUGCCUGCCGGGCGGUGACGAGCCGGCCGUCUCCAAGCCGCGCGUCUCUGUGGAGCUGCGCGCGCCCGACGGCACGCCCGUGCAGCUCAGUCAGCUGGUGAGCGGUGCCGAGACGGCGCGUCGCAGCAGCGUCAGCAGCACGGGCCCGUCGCCGCCGCGCCGGCCGCUCGAGCUGCGCACCCCGGACGGAAAGCCGGUGCAGCUGAGCGCGUCAGCCCGCGCCGCCUCCACGCCGCACGGCUCGCCGCCGCCGCUGUCCGUCUCCAGCGGCGCCACCGUCACCGUGGCGGCCACCGCUGCGGCGCCCACCCCGGCGGCGGCCGCCGUGGCUCCGGUCAAGGCGCAGUCGGCACCGCACCAGUACCAGAUCCCGCUGCGGCCGGUAGCCCCGUAUCAGCAGCCGACGGCCUCUCGCUUCCAGCAGCCCCAGGCGGCUCAUCCCCCGGCAACCCCGCGGCCGCCGCCGGCUCCGCGCCCGCAGCAGCAGCAGCAGCAGUGGCCGCGUCUGCCCAGCCAGAUGCCGAUGUACCAGCCGCAGCCGUACCAGCAGCCGUACCUGGCCUUCCCUCAGAUGUACCAGCCGACGCCUGGCAUGUACCCGCGGUUCCAGCAGCCGAUGGGCUACCUCGGCCAGCCUCUGUACUCGAUGCAGUCGGGCUUCCAGCCGGCGGCGUCCCAAUACUCUGCCCCGGCGGCGCACCAGCCGCCGCCGGCGGGUCACGCGCACCAGCCGCCGCCGGCGGGCCACGCGCACCAGCGGCCGGCCUCCGGUUACCCUGGCAACUGACCGUUCGACAAACGGUGCACUCACUUCAUCUCAUGGACCCUUGCAAAGUGUAGUUUUUACCUCAGUGUUGGAGUCGUGUUGUGUGUUGGCGAUUAUUGAACUGUUAUGUGUCGUGCGGAUAGUGCUGCCCUUUGCGGGUAUGAGGAUCCCCAGUAUUUGGGAGUUGAUGAGCCAAGCCUUGCCGGCUGUGAAAAGAAGCCUUUCGUUUGUAUUAAUUCGCCAAGCAAUGCAGCAAAAUAUAAUUGCUCGUUAUGCA
Amphibalanus amphitrite is the source of this 4150-nucleotide messenger RNA. RefSeq lists its product as uncharacterized. Lineage: Eukaryota; Metazoa; Arthropoda; Thecostraca; Balanomorpha; Balanidae. The transcript has 23 exons. Bases 1 to 3894 code for a protein of 1297 amino acids. The record is from RefSeq and is a predicted model, not a curated record.